UUAACUAAAAGAAAGCAAAAGGCUCAUUACAGUGUUGAGAUAGUGAAUAUCAAUCCCGAGAACGAGCCAGAAUGGUUUUUAAAGAAAAGUCCUCUCGGUCGAAUUCCUGCUUUUGAGAUGAACAGUUCAACUAUCUAUGAAUCAUCAGUGAUCGUAGAAUAUCUCGAUGAAGUAUUUCCCGAUACAGCCAUACUUCCUCAAAAUCCAUUAGCAAAAGCUAAGCAAAAAAUCCUUGUUGAAAGAAUGAAACCGGUAGUUUAUUGCUAUAAUAAUGAGAUCAAGCAAGCUGUUAAUGUUGACAAAUCUUUGCACAAUGCUCUACACAACGCCAAUGAUCUCUUACUCGAUGACUUUUUUGCAGGAAGAACAAUGGGCUAUGCUGAUAUUAUGAUUUGGCCUUUCCUUGAAAGAUCUCAGCUUGUUACAAUUAAUCCUUUUACGCAGUUUAGGUACUUCCCAGGUGUGAACUACCCCAAAAUCGGUGCAUAUAUGGCUCGAAUGCAGCGACAACCUGAGGUAAUGAGCCAUCUCUCAGCUUGUAAAGUAAAUGAGUAG
Thelazia callipaeda (thelaziosis nematode) is the source of this 555-nucleotide messenger RNA. The record is from the annotation of a GenBank genome assembly. Lineage: Eukaryota; Metazoa; Nematoda; Chromadorea; Rhabditida; Thelaziidae.